Salvia miltiorrhiza (redroot sage) is the source of this 778-nucleotide messenger RNA. RefSeq names its product 50S ribosomal protein L35, chloroplastic. Gene Ontology annotation, biological process: translation. The record is from RefSeq and is a predicted model, not a curated record. Gene Ontology annotation, molecular function: structural constituent of ribosome. The transcript is spliced from 3 exons. Gene Ontology annotation, cellular component: large ribosomal subunit; ribosome. The coding region runs from base 167 to 622 and encodes 151 amino acids. Lineage: Eukaryota; Viridiplantae; Streptophyta; Magnoliopsida; Lamiales; Lamiaceae.
AUAGAAAUUCGAAAUAUAAAAAAUAUACAUUUUUAUUUCAUCCAAAAAAAAAAAAACAAAGAUUAGAGGCUGCCCAAUCCUCUGGGCUGAGCAGGCUCCCCUCUUUCUAUCCAUACCCACAAGACUCUCCACAACAAAACCCAUUCUUUCUGUAGCACACAUUCACAUGGCAACUGGAACAAUGGCUGCCAUCUUUUCUUUCCGCCUCACAACGCUUGCUCCACACUCCGCUAUUCGAUCGGCAACAAUCCCAUCUACGCCGUUAAUCAAGAAACGCGCCUCGUCUCUCAAUCUCACUUCCUCGCGCUCCAUUUGCGGCCUCCGCCCCCUCGUUCUGACCCAAACCCUCAAUACCUCCAGCCCAUCUCGAAGAAAUCCACAGCCGCUCACGGUGGUGUGUGCGAAAGGCUACAAAAUGAAGACCCACAAGGCUUCGGCUAAGCGGUUUCGCGUCACGGGGAGCGGGAAGAUUAUGAGGAGGAGAGCAGGGAAGCAGCAUUUGCUCAGGAAGAAGAAUACCAAGAGGAGAUUGAGGCUCUCUAAAUCGAUACAAGUUGAUCGCAGCGACUACAACAACGUGUUAGGCGCCUUGCCGUAUUUGAAAGUAAACCGAGCAAACUGAAGCUGAUGGAUUUUGUCUUGUGUAGAGAGAGAGAGAGAGCUUUUCUUGUUUCAGUGCACUCUUCACCUUUUGCCAAUUGAAAAUAUUUCUGUAUCAUUUCCCAUUUCCAGUUGUAUAAUUGUAAAAUUUGUUAAGAGCAUCACUUUUUAGCUGAGA